Eruca vesicaria subsp. sativa (arugula) is the source of this 1186-nucleotide messenger RNA. The record is from the annotation of a GenBank genome assembly. Lineage: Eukaryota; Viridiplantae; Streptophyta; Magnoliopsida; Brassicales; Brassicaceae.
AAAAAGCUUUUGUCUCCCCUGAGAAACCAAGUCAAUGGCCGACGAUUGGGAUCUCCACGCCGUAGUCAGAGGCUGCUCAGCCGUGAGCUCAUCAGCAACCACCACAGCCACCGUCUUCUCCUCCAGCAACGUUUCAUCUCACACGAGCCCUGUGUUCACCUUCGAACCAAGAAGUAACACCGUCGUCUUCGGAGAGGUUCGAGAUCUCUACACGCCGUUCACACAAGACUCAAACGCAUCCUCGUUUUCUUGUCUGAAUUAUCCAGAAGAGCCCAGACAGAGACAAAACCUGAAACGUCCUCUCUCUCUCUCUGCUUCUUCCGGUAGCGUCACUAGCAAACCCACCGGCUCCAACACCUCUAGAUCUAAAAGAAGAAAGAUUCAGCAUAAGAAAGUGUGCCAUGUAGCAGCAGAAGCUUUAAACAACGAUGUCUGGGCAUGGCGAAAGUACGGACAAAAACCCAUCAAAGGCUCACCAUACCCAAGAGGAUAUUACAGAUGCAGUACAUCGAAAGGAUGUUUAGCCCGAAAACAAGUGGAGCGAAACAGAUCCGACCCGGCGAUGUUCAUCGUCACGUACACGGCGGAGCACAACCACCCAGCUCCUACUCACCGUAACUCUCUCGCCGGAAGCACCCGUCAGAAAUCCUCCGAUCAGCAGACGACGACGGCGGCUAAGUCUCCGACGACAACGAUCGCUGCUUACUCGACGUCUCCGGUGACGUCAGCCGACGAGUUUGUGAUGCCAGUGGAGGUCGGAGGAGAUUUGGAGGGAGACGAGGAUCUGUUGUCGUUGUCGGACACGGUGGUGAGCGAGGAUUUCUUCGAGGGGUUGGAGGAGUUUGCGGUGGGAGAUAGCUUUUCGGGGAACUCUGCUCCGGCGAGUUUUGAUCUUUCGUGGGUUGUGAACAGUGCGGCCACAACUAGCGGCGGAAUAUGAUUCGUUGGAGGUUAGGACUGAGUGGUGGUAGAAAGAAUACUUUCUUUUAGGAAGGGAUAUAGGAUUAAGGAAUUAUUCUCGGAUUAUAUGUAAAAAUAGGAAGAAAAAAAUGUUCUUUGUUACUUUUUUUCUUGUUUUUUAAAUAUUUUAGAAAAUUUUAAUUGUAUAUUAUUAUUUAAGCCCCAUAUUCGUACUGUUUCGUAUCCGGUUCAGUUAUAUAUUAAUUCUUUGAAAUUAUUCCAAUAA